AUGAAAUUAAUUGGUUCAAAAAAGUUUUUCUCAAUUGGAAAAUUAUUUAAAAGAUCUUCUUCUAAGGUUCGUCCUGAAGAUAAAUCAAUGCAUGAAGAAACAUCAAUCCAAGCAACAUCAAUUCUUGAAGAGAAUAUUGAUAUAAAUCUCAGUAGUCCAACACAAGAAGAAGCAUCCAUCAAACAAAUAUUAAUCACUGAAACAACUUCAGUUACUGAAGAGAAAAGUGUCGUAAAUAGUAUUAAUAUGACACAAAAAGAAUCAUCAAUCAAACCUAAAUUAAUUAUUGAUGCUAAAUCUGUGUUAAAAAGCUUUGAAGAUUUAACAUUAUCAAAUAUCAAUUUCACGGAAGUGAAAAGCAUUUUAAAGAAUAUUAAUACAACACAAAAUGAACGAUCUUGUGAAUUAACAUCAAUUUCCGAUACAACUUUGAAAUUUUCAAGCUCUGAUUAUAAUGAAGAGGAAAGGAUAAAUGAUAUCAAUAAGAUACUUGGCGAAAUGCAAGAUUAUGUUGAAAAAACCAAAAAACAUCAAGAGCGAUCACGACAAAUCUACUAUUAUAGUAAGGAAUGGAAAUCGGAAAAAAAAUAUCAAUGA
This is a messenger RNA of Diversispora eburnea, 597 nucleotides long. NCBI's taxonomy places the organism in Eukaryota, Fungi, Glomeromycota, Glomeromycetes, Diversisporales, Diversisporaceae. The record is from the annotation of a GenBank genome assembly.